AUCUGGAGAUAUGGGCUGCCAGUUUCAGACUCAAACACGAAUCCAAAGCAGUUGACACGCGCCGUCGAAGCCCCGCUCUCGUUUGACGGUUUUUAUUGCCUUUCCUCUGGUUCGGUUCAGUUCAAGCGUGCGAGAUACAGGAGUAGUGUUUUCACUUUCUUCCGUAAACUCCUCUGUGAAGUUUUGGACAAACCACACUGUCUCUGCAAUCCUGUCGGUUAUGGACGAAGAGUACGCCAUGGACGACGCAGCUCAGUUGCUCGAAACCGCCUCCGACUUCGGCUAUUAUCCUGGUGUUCAAAGCGAUGCUGCGGCUGAGGAGUUUCUCUAUCGUUUCCCUCUUGCUGUCAUCAUCAAUGCUUUACAAACCAGACUGCAGUAUCCUGGUUUAGAAGAUGCUCUAGUUGCUGCUCUAGAAAAGAUAUUUGAGACAAAGUAUGGGGCCUCUUUAAUCCCACACUACAUGCCUUUUGUACAAGUUGGUCUCACAGCAGAUUCUCCAUCAGUCAGACGUUUAGCUUGCAAAACUGUCACUUGCCUUUUGGAGAAUUUCGAUGAGAAGACACUCUCUGCUGCACAGCUAGUUAUUGACUAUGACAUAUAUCCUCUUUUGCUUGAUAGCCUAGUUAAUGGGGAAGAACAAGUAGCAGCUGCCUCAGUGGAUGCAAUCAAGAAGUUAGCUGGGUUCCCAGAAGGCAUGGAUAUCAUCUUCCCAGUUAAUAAAAAUGACGCUGCACAUCUUGGUAACUUGGCAGCAAGAUGUUCGUCAGUGGGACGUGUCCGUGUUUUAUCUUUGAUAGUGAAGCUAUUCUCUGUUUCCAGCAAUGUGGCAUCAGUAAUAUACAACUCAAACCUGCUUAGUUUGUUGGAAGCAGAAGUCAACAAUACAAAUGAUACCCUUGUUGUAUUGAGUGUACUGGAGCUUUUCCAUGAGUUGGUAGAAAUCCGGCAUAGUAUUGAGUUCUUGUCAAGGACCACCCUUCUGCAGUUACUACUUUCUAUUAUCAGUGACUCUUCUAAAGAAACAAUUUUAAGAUCGAGGGCAAUGAUAAUUACUGGCAGGCUUCUUUCCAAGGAGCAUGUAUACAUGCUUGUUGAUGAAUCCAGUGUCAAAGCUUUGAUUUCAGCGAUUGAUAGAAGGUUUGGAUUGUUGGAACAUCAAGAUACUGAUGAAUGUGAAACUGCACUUGAAGCAUUUGGUGAAGUUGGGUCAUCAAUAAAAGGAGCUACCUUGAUACUGUCAAUGUCACCACCUGCUGCAAGACAUGUUAUUAAUGCUGCUUUUGAUCGCCAACGACAUGGUAGACAGUUGGCUGCCAUGCAUGCUCUUGCGAACAUUGGGGGAGAAAGUCGACCAGAGAAUGACAUUGUCCUUAAUGUUAAUGCUGAAGAAAGCCUUCGGCGUUUAGUAUAUGGAGUUGCAUCAAAGAGCACGAAGCUAACACCCUCAGAGCUUUUUCUAUCUGUUCUUCAACAAGCUGCAGAAUUUCGUCUGGCGGCUUACAGAAUAAUAACAGGGUUGGUUGUUCGGCACUGGUGUCUAACGGAGAUCUGCUUGAAACAAGAGAUAAUAAAUAUAGUGACUGAUGCAACUGCUGAAUCCACAAAAAUAGGUAUGGAAUCUAGAUAUAAAUGCUGCAAAGCAAUCCACAAGGCUUUCACAUCAAGCAAACUCGCUAAUGACCCUGCUCUUGCUGGAGUGGCCGAGAAGUUGCAGGAAGCUGUCAGAAGUGGUCCAUACCUUGCCAAAAAGCAUCUCGAAUCACAGCCUGCAGUGAUGACAGCGGAGAGAUUCUAGACUUGGCCAUCGUGUAUGCUGCAAUGUGAAUCUCUCUUUUUGUCCUGCCAAUGUUGGUCUGAACUGUAAAUUAUCAUAAUAGAAGUUCAGAGUACCAUAAUCUAUGUUUCUUUUUAACAA
Carica papaya (papaya) is the source of this 1918-nucleotide messenger RNA. RefSeq names its product ARM repeat superfamily protein. Gene Ontology annotation, biological process: proteasome assembly. The record is from RefSeq and is a predicted model, not a curated record. NCBI's taxonomy places the organism in Eukaryota, Viridiplantae, Streptophyta, Magnoliopsida, Brassicales, Caricaceae. Gene Ontology annotation, cellular component: cytosol.